GAGUGUUUUUUAGUUUUCCCACAGAUGACGAAGUUUUUUUAAUAAGUUUUUUUCAACUAAAUAAUUAAGUAAUUAAAGUGUGUUUGAUGUGAAAAUAAAAUUUGUAUAUGAUCGUGAUUACUUUUUGUGUUCUUUAUUAAACAAAAAACAAAAAUAUUAAUAAAAAACAAUUUGAACGAGAUUUUAUUUUGCAACAAAUUCAACUGAAACAAACGUAUAAUUUUUACCGCAAUAUUUUUAAACACAAACCAACUUUUUCUAUAACGAACGACAAAUGCUCUAAGCAUUUUGAAUUACAAAAAUAUACACAUUUAUUUUUGGAUUUUCCUAUAAGGACAUCAAUACAACACUAAGUGAAAAGUGCCUUUUAUUAUUAUAAAGGGAAGAAGAACAAGAAAAUCGUCUGCCUUCGAAUUAUUUAUUAUAGUACCAAGACGACCAAUACAACCACCACCACCAACACUACCACUCUCAUUAUUAUCUUCAUCAUCAUCAAAGCUACUUUUUCUAUACAACGAAUAUUUUCAAAGAGUAUUUAACGACGAACCAGAAGAACUAGAUAAAUUACUAGAAGAAGCAAAAAACCAAGACGACCAAAUACUAAAGAAGAGAAAUAAAAAUGUCAACAUUAUCGUUACGUAUACAAUUGGAGGGUGGACGUGUAACGAAAACCAUACAAUUUCAUCCCAAUACAACAAUAUUCGAUGCUUGCAAAAUAAUCAGAGAUAAAUUUGCUGAAGCUGUUCAGGGACAACCUAGUGAAUAUGGCCUUUUUAUGCCAGAUGAACAGACUCAACAAGGUGUUUGGAUGGAAAAUGGCCGCACCUUGAGCUAUUAUAUUUUACACAAUCAGGAUACACUGGAAUAUCGUCGUAAAUUGCGUACUCUUAGAGUUCGCAUGUUGGAUGGUGCUGUUAAAACCAUUUUAGUAGAUGAUUCACAACCAGUCUCCCAACUGAUGAUUGUGAUUUGCACAAAAAUCGGUAUUACCAAUCAUGACGAAUACGGUUUGGUACGCGAAGAUACCGAAUCGCAAAAUGAAAAUUUGCCCGAUAAUAAAUUUGGAACCUUGACUUUGAGACGAAAAAUUAUGGAAAAGGAUCGUGAUACCAAAAUGGAAAGUUUGCGUAAAAAAUUAAAAACCGAUGAUGAAAUAAACUGGGUUGAUGUGGGUAAAACUUUGCGCGAACAAGGUAUUGACGAAUCCGAAACUGUACUGCUGCGUCGUCGAUUUUUCUUUUCCGAUCAAAAUAUUGAUUCACGUGAUCCCGUACAACUGAAUUUGUUAUAUGUUCAAGCACGUGAUGCUAUUUUGGAUGGCACACAUCCGGUUACGCAAGAAAAAGCUUGUGAAUUUGCUGGCAUACAGACCCAUAUACAAUUUGGUCCUCACAAUGAAUCUAAACACAAGCCUGGAUUCUUAGAUUUAAAAGACUUUUUACCACAAUCAUAUGUGCGUGUUAAAGGUAUCGAAAAGAAAAUCUUUGCCGAACACAAAAAACAUGUUGAUCUCUCCGAAAUUGAUGCUAAGGUCUUGUACACCAAAACCGCCCGCGAACUGCCCACUUAUGGUGUAACCUUCUUUUUGGUCAAAGAAAAAAUGAAUGGUAAAAAUAAACUAGUACCACGUCUAUUGGGUGUAACUAAAGAUUCCGUUUUACGUUUGGAUGAACGUACUAAGGAAAUUUUAGUUUCAUGGCCUUUGACCACUGUUAGACGUUGGGGUGCUUCACCCAAUACAUUUACACUUGAUUUUGGUGAUUAUGCCAAUCAGUAUUAUUCGGUGCAGACCACAGAAGCUGAACAAAUUGUUCAGUUGAUUGCUGGCUACAUAGAUAUUAUAUUGAAAAAGAAACAGACCAAGGAUCAUUUUGGCAUUGAGGGUGAUGAGGGAUCAACUAUGGUCGAAGAAUCUGUGGCACCUUCCAAAGCUACGUUUUUGCAACAUGAAACGAAUAAAAUCGGAAAAAUUAACACAGAAUCGUUGGCUCAUCCUGGCAUGAUGAGAGCUGAUGAUGGCGAAAAAUUGUAUACUCAAGGCGAAUUACAAACAGUGCAAUAUGGCGCAUUUGUUGGGCAAGUUAACCAUGCCCAUCAACCGCCCACGUCUAAGGAAGUACGUAUUAGUUCUGUGAAUCUGACGGAACCACAAAGAGCUCUAUUGAGUUACAUCUCAGCCGGUCAAGAAAUAUUAGUUCGUGCUGAUGAAGAGCUAAGAACUAAGGCUCCCAUCCAAGAUUUUGGUAAUGAUUUACGUUCCAUUGAAUGGCGAGAAAAUACUCUCGAUACUUCCAAGCAAGCUGUUACUAGUCAUGUGGCUACCAUGAGUGCUGCCACUGCACAAAUCAUUACCGCCACUCAACAACCUGAUGAGGUAGAUACUGAAGCCAUUUCGGCCUCGGUUUCUCAAAUCGCCCAAACUAUUCCUGAAGUUACAAAGGAAGUACGUUUAAUAGCGGCUCUAAUGGAAGACGAUACCAAUGGUGAUAAACUAUUGGAAGCUGCUCGCAAUUUAUGUACUGCCUUUAGUGAUUUGUUGAAAGCAGCCGAACCAGAAAGCAAAGAACCACCACAAAAUCUUAUCAAUGCUGCUAGUCGUGUGGGUGAAGCCACCACUUAUGUGCUUAGUACCAUUGCCGAAGAAGAGGUACCUGAAAAUCGUGACUUACAAGACAUGCUCUUGGGAUUGGCCAAGGCUGUGGCUAAUACUACUGCUGCUUUGGUAUUGCGUGCCAAAUCCAUUGCUGCCAGUUGUGAAGAUGAUGAAUCACGUAAUCGUGUCAUAGGAGCGGCUAGUCAAUGUGCUCUGGCCACAAGCCAGUUAGUAGCAUGCGCCAAGGUCGUAGCUCCCACUUUACAUAAUGCCGCCUGUCGUGAGCAAUUAGAGGGCGCCGCCAGAAAUGUUGCCCGUGCUGUUAACAGUUUAUGUGAGGUAUGCAAUGAAGCCACUAAUGAUCCCAAGUUAAAGAAUGACUUGCUGGCAGCAGCUCGUGAUGUGUCCAAGAGUUUGAGUGACAUGUUGGAACAUGUCAAGUUGAGUUCACGCGAAUACGCCAAUCGCAGUAGCCAAGAAAUGAGUCCCGUUGAAAACGUUAUUAUUGGUACAGAUAUUCUAGUGUCUUCCAAUGAUCCUCAAGAGAUGGUAAGACAUGCUAAGACCUUAGGCCAAGCCACCGCCCAACUUAUACAAAGCAUUAAGGGAGAAGCUGAUCAACAACAAGAUGCUGAUAUGCAAAGACGUCUUCUCUCAGCAGCCAAACAAUUGGCUGAUGCUACUGCAAAAUUGGUAGAAGCUGCACGUUUGUGUUCUAGCAAUCCCCAUGAUACCGAAAAUCAAAAUGCCUUGCGUAAAGCUGCCGAAGAAUUGCGCGAAAUUACUACCAGCACUGCCAAUACUCCUGCUAUUAAACGCAAUUUAAUUAGACGCUUGGAAUACUGUUCGAAACAGGCUGCUUCAGCUGCUACGCAAUGCAUAAGUGCCGCUCAAAAUGCUGUUCAACAUAGUGAUGAUCAUCAAACCAAGGAAUCCCUAUUACAGGACUGCAAAAGAGCUGCAGAUACUAUCCCGCGUUUGGUAACUGCUGUGAAAACAACACGUAGCCAUCCAGACGACUACAAUGCUCAAUUCAAUUUAAUUGAGGCAGCUGAACAAUUUAUUGAACCCGCCAUCCAGGUGUCCCGUUCAGCCCGUGCUCUACAACCCACUGUUACAGAUAUUCCAGCAGCUUCACAGUUGUCCAAGAGUGCUUUGUACUUGGGACAAACUGUUUCUGAACUCAAUUCAGCUGCGCAAAGAGCAAGAGAAGCAUGUGGUGGUCAAGAAUUAGAAUCUGCUUUGGAGGCAGUACGCAAUUUACAUAAUGUCUUAGACGACACACGCAAUGCUGCCCAGUCGGGUGCUUUAAGACCUUUGCCGGGAGAGACCGUAGAAAAUACAGCCGAACAAUUACGUAAAUCUGCUAAGAAUGUGGGAAUUGCUUUGAGUCGUAUGAUUUCUUCGGUUCUACAAGGACAACGCAUGUAUGCAGGCAUUGCUGGUAGAGAUACUGCUCUAGCAUUGGGUGAUUUCACAAAGAGUGUUCAUGGUGUGGCUGCCACUACUAACAACGCCCAAGUCAUUGAUUGUGCUGAUGAUGUAGUGUUGAGUUCGGCUCGCCUUAUCGAAGAGGCCCAAAAAACUUUACAAAAUGUGGGAGAUCCAAGCGCUUUGACUCAGGCUGGACGUGACGUGACCGAAGCACUUUCGAAAACAGUCGAUUGCAUUCCCGGACAGCGUGAAGUUGAUCAAGCCUUACGUAAUGUCAGCGAGUUAAGUGAAAUUCUCUCGAUGAGUGAAUUCCCACCAUCCAAUCGUAGCUACAACACUUUGCAAGGAGAACUGAAGCAAGUUUCCGAAAAUCUAAGUUCGGCUGGUGGACAAAUCGUACAGUCUUAUGCCAGUCCUGCCCAAUUGGCAGAAUCAAGUGGCAACUUUGCAACCAAUUAUCGUGAUUUACUCUCGGUAUCCAUGGAAAUGGCUGGUCAAAAUCCCGAUGAAGUUGUACGCUCUGAAAUGAUUGAUUGUCUACGCAAUGUUUCCACACAAUCCUGUUCACUACUUUCCACAGCCAAGUCCGUUGCAGCCGAUCCUGGUCAACCCAAUUCUAAAAAUCUUUUACAUGCCGCUGCUCGCAGUGUAACCGAAAGUAUCAACAAGUUGGUCGAUGCCAGUAUUCAAUCUGCUCCUGGUCAAAAGGAGUGUGACAAUGCAACACGCAACAUUGAAGCCCUAAGAGUUCUUUUGGACUAUCCCCACGAGCCCGUUAAUGAUCAAGGUUAUUUCGAUUGCGUCGAAUCGGCUACUGCCAAGUCACGUAAUUUGGGUUAUGCCUUCUCUGAAAUGAUUACUAAUGCCAAGCAAUCCAAUCAUGCAGAAUUUGCCAAAUCCGUUAACAACGUUUCUGAUUCCAUUCACGGACUCAUUGAAUCAUCGGCCCAAGCUGCUUACUUAAUCGGUGUUUCUCAUCCUAGCAGUAUAGCUGGACGUCCUGGUAUUAUCGAUCAAGCUCAAUUAACCUGGGCUUAUCAAGGUAUUCGUCAACAUUGCGAUGUUGUCAGCAGUCCGCAUUCAACGAAACAACAAAAGAUUUCGGCUCUUACUGUUAUUGCCAAACACACUAGUUAUUUGUGUUCCAUCUGCCGUCAGGCUAGCAUGAACACCAAUAAUCCAGUAGCCAAGAAUGAAUUUAUCGUAUUGGCCAAACAAGUUGCCACCGCUACCUCAAACCUUGUACAAGAAAUCAAGGCUAUUGAAGACGAUCCAGCUCAACCCUCUAGAGCUCGUUUAGUUGAACCUCUAUUGGAAGCUGUCAAGGCAGUACGUCAAUACGCCUCCAGUCCUGAAUUCAUUUCAAUUCCCGCAAAAAUCUCCGCCGAAGGUAAAAAGGCCCAGGAACCUGUUUUAAAUGCUGGCAGAGGAGUAAUUGAUGGUGUUAUAGAAAUGGUAAAGGCUGCUAAAUCUUUAGCUCUGUCCCCCGACGAUCCUCCAGUAUGGCAAAAGCUAUCGAAUGCGUCUACUCCAGUUUCCGAAUCUGUUAAACGCUUAGUCGAUAACAUACGCGAAAAGGCUCCAGGUCAAGCACAAUGCGAUCAAGUUUUACAAACAUUGGGCACAUGCAUGCGUGAAUUGGACAGCUGCGCCAUGGCUGUAAAUGCUCAAGGUUUAUCACAGCGUCGCGACAACAAUCUACAUGGUUUUUCAGGUCAAACAUUAAAUUCUGCCGCCGAACUUUUGGAUAAAUUAGAACCAAUUCGUUUGGCUGGCAAAAACAAUGCUGAGCAAUUGGGGCAUGCUGUGGGAGAAAUUUCUCGCUAUGUAGUGCCCAUGGUUAAUGGAGGCAUUGGUGCCUGUACACACAUCGUUCACACCAAUCAACAAAUGAGUCUAAUAAAUCAAACAAAGUCUGUUGUGGAAAGUGCCCAAAACUUGGUUCAGGCUGCUAAGGAAUCAGCUGGUAAUCCCAAGGCCCUCCAUGCUCAUCCCAGACUCGAUGAAGCCAUUGAAAAUACCCGUGAAGCCAUACAAGAACUUAACCAAACUGUAGAGAAGAUUAAUGCCGAAACCGGUAUUGUAACCGGUCUCAUGGAGCAAGUAAACCGUGCCAUCACACGUUUAACAGACAAACGUCAAUCGCUAUUGAACGCUUCCUAUUCCGAUACUUUUGUGGACUAUCAAACACGUAUGGUUCAAACCGCUAAGGAAAUCGCUAGAUUGGCAAAUGAAACCAAUGCCAAAUCCUCAGUAGAACCACAACUUAUGCCUCAAUUGGCGGUUGAAAUGGCUAAACAAUAUACCCAGCUAACACAAGAUUCUGUAGGAGCUUCUACUACCACCACUUCACCAGAUGUGGCCAUGCGCAUUAGAAACACUGUUAUUGAUUUGGGACGUUCUGUUAGUUCAAUGAUUCAAACCAGUGCAGGCGGUGCGCGUGUUGGAGACUCGGCCCAUCAAAAUGAAAUAUCUCGCAAUGCCCGCGAAGUUUCUGAGAAAGUAGCACAAGUUUUGGCUGCCUUGCAAGCAGGUUCUCGUGGUACUCAGGCCUGCAUCAAUGCCGCCCACACCAUCUCAGGCAUUAUUGGUGAUUUAGACACUACAAUUAUGUUUGCCACUGCUGGUACAUUGCAUUCGGAUAGCUCGAGCAGCUUUGCCGACCACCGUGAGCAUAUUUUGCAAACAGCUAAAGCUUUGGUAGAAGACACUAAAGUUUUAGUCACAGGAGCUGCUGGUACACAAGAUCAGUUGGCAAAUGCUGCACAAAAUGCCGUCACAACAAUAGUGCAAUUGGCUGAAGCUGUUAAACAUGGAGCCUGUUCUUUGGGUUCUACCCAACCAGAUUCGCAAGUCAUGGUCAUUAAUGCUGUCAAAGAUGUGGCCUCUGCUUUGGGCGACCUUAUCAAUGCCACUAAAUUGGCUUCCGGCAAACCCAUUAAUGAUCCCUCUAUGCAAGACCUUAAAGAAAGUGCCAGGGUAAUGGUUUUGAAUGUUUCGUCACUAUUGAAAACCGUCAAAGCUGUGGAGGAUGAACACACACGUGGUACAAGGGCCAUGGAAUCCACUGUUGAAGCCAUAUCACAAGAAAUUAGAGCUAUGCACUCACCACCACCAGCCGGCAGUGCUCAAGUAGGUCCUGAGGAUUUGAUACGUGUCACAAAGAGUGUUACUUUGGCCACAGCUAAGGCUGUUGCUGCUGGUGCUUCCAAUUUGCAAGAAGACAUUAUGACGGCUGCAAAUUUGGGUAGACGUUCGAUAUCGGAAAUGUUGUUGGUCUGUCGUUCGGUGGCCUGGAAUUGUGCUGAAACCGAUGAUUUAAGACAACGGACUUUGGAGGCUGGUGCUGCGGUAGGUGAAUCCUAUCGUGAACUACUCAAUGGCAUUUUACACAACUGUUCGGCUGAUGAUCGUAUGCAUUUAUCAAGACGUGUUGCAAAAUGUGUAACAGAUAUGGUAGCUAUGGCACGUCUUCUAAAGGGAUCCGAUUGGAUUGAUCCUGAAGAUCCUACAGUAAUAGCAGAAAAUGAACUAUUAGGUGCUGCUGCUUCCAUCGAUGCGGCUGCUAAAAAAUUGGCUUCCCUACGUCCUAGACGUAAUGAUGAUGUUAAGAUUGAACUUGAUCAAAACAUGAAGUUCGAUGAAAUGAUUUUGGAAGCUGCUAAAGGUAUUAUGGCUGCCUCGUCUGCCUUGGUAAGAGCUGCCAAUGCUGCCCAACGAGAACUUAUUGAUCAAGGCAAAGUAGCUAAACGUCCCUUAACCUCCUCCGAUGAUGGCCAAUGGUCUGAAGGUUUAAUAUCUGCUGCACGUUUAGUUGCAGCUGCUACCCACAGUCUAGUGGAAGCGGCUCAGAAUUUGGUCAGAGGAGUGGGCACCGAAGAAAUGUUAAUAUCAACUGCUAAACAAGUGGCUGCUUCCACUGCCCAAUUGCUUAUUGCUUGUAAGGUCAAAUCGAAUCCCAACUCUGAGGCAGGUCGCCGUUUACAAGCAGCUGGUAAUGCUGUCAUCAAAUCCACCGAUAAUUUGGUUAGAGCUGCCCAACAGGGUCUGGAAGUUGAAGAGGAGCGUACUUUGAAAAUUAACACCUCCAUGGUAGAUGGUAUGGCCCAAGAAAUCAAUGCUCGUUCGGAUGUUUUGCGUAUGGAGAAACAACUUGAAGAAGCCCGCCAAAAACUCGUACUAAUUCGCAAAGUGCGUCAAAAGAAUGUUCAAGGUCUCACCACCGAUGAAAGUGAUUCGGAAUAUGCUCAAUCUGCUUAUGGAACUCUUAACAAGAGUCACAACAAUACACUUAAUCGUUCGGGCUUCUAUGGUCAAAUGGAGGCACCUGCAUCACCAAGUUAUAUGAGUCAACAGCAACAACAACAAUCGAAACAUCAUUACAAUUAUGCCACAAAUCCACAACACUUCCAUCAUCCAGGUGCCGUCUCCCCACCACCCAUGAAUCACAGCCAGUUGGACAAUGAUACAACUGCCUUCCCACCACCUCCUCCUCCCUUGUCUACUACUAUUUCUAAUAUGCAAACCGCCACUCAUACCUUUAGAUCUAAUCCCAAACUAACCGCCAAUGCCGUACCACGUCCCUAUCCCGGCAGUCCGGUGACAGCCAGUGGUACUAACGGUGGUGGUCGUCUCUCACAACCCAGUAGUCCUCUAACACCUACUAAUAAAUAUUCACAGAACUUUGAACAAUCUGCAUCACUAAAAUCCACUGUCACUUCUCAACAACAGCAUACAGCCGGCUCCUCGAACCUCAAUCAUCAGGUCAAUCGUAAUUUAGAAGCCUGUGUACAAGAUUUACACGACAAAACCUUUGGACAGGGUGGCGUUGUGCAAAUAACAAGCAGUAAUACAUAUCCUGGUCAAAAUUAUGAAGGCUAUACCUCAAGAUACGAAACUCGUAAUUAUGAUAAAUCAAGUGAGUUAGGAGUAAAACCCUUAGAGUCCAGCUUCAAUCAAAUGAGCCUUAAUACCGAGUCCGGUAAAAUCAGUCUCAUUGAUCAGGGAUCCGAACGUUUAACCUCAAUGACUCAACGUGUUAUGGAACGUAAAUCAUACACCACCACCUCAGAAACAAGAACAGAAAAGAAAACCGAAUCACACAGUUUUCGCAUGGACUAAGAGGAAUGGAAAUAAAAUAGUUUAACUUAAAAUAAAUUUUAAAAACAAAAAAAAAAAA
Molecule: messenger RNA, 9206 nt
Organism: Lucilia sericata (common green bottle fly)
Lineage: Eukaryota; Metazoa; Arthropoda; Insecta; Diptera; Calliphoridae
Gene: rhea
Product: talin-1
Exons: 18
Coding region: 620-9148 (2842 amino acids)
Biological process (GO): cell-cell adhesion
Cellular component (GO): plasma membrane; focal adhesion; cytoskeleton
Molecular function (GO): actin filament binding; integrin binding; structural constituent of cytoskeleton
Source: RefSeq, a predicted model, not a curated record